Molecule: messenger RNA, 1585 nt
Organism: Labeo rohita (rohu)
Lineage: Eukaryota; Metazoa; Chordata; Actinopteri; Cypriniformes; Cyprinidae
Product: urokinase plasminogen activator surface receptor
Exons: 4
Coding region: 14-910 (298 amino acids)
Source: RefSeq, a predicted model, not a curated record
CUCCUGAUCAAAGAUGGAUCCGCAGAUCUGCAGAGCUCUGCCUCUGUUCGUUCUGUUCGCUGCGGCUACUCACAUCAGCAGAGCUUCCAAUGAGACUGAGCACAAAUUCGGAUCAGCACAGGACUCGCUCAUGUGUUAUGAGUGCAAGGGUUCGGGGAACUCUUGUGUGGAGAGACCAGUGAUUUGUCCCAUUGGAUUUUCCAACUGCAUGAGCACAACCACCAUAUUACAAAUCGGUGACACUCAUAUGGAAAUGAAUCAAAAGGAAUGUAUUGAAGACUGUCAGGACACUUCCAUGAACUUAGGCAUUUCAAAAUCAGCCUUUUCCUGCUGCGGCACUCGCCUGUGCAACUCCAGAGAUGCUCCAGAUCCCAGGACUAACGCUCCCAACGGAAGGACAUGCUACUACUGCGACGGGCAGAGCUGCUCGAACACCGUCAGCUGUUCGGGGUCUGAGGACCGCUGCAUUACAGCCACAGGGACUGACAGAGGCCUGCCCACACUUGUAAAAGGCUGUGCCUCUAAACAUAUUUGUGGGGCCCGAAAAUGUUCUUUUAUUCAGAACGCCUCGUGUUGUGAGGGGGACCUAUGUAAUGGUGAUAGCAGUGUCACCCAGGCCGUCACCCACGGCUUCAUAUACAACACUGAUGAGAGUGUCGAUCAAAGCGUCACCCAGAGCAUCGUCCACAGCUUCACGCGUACGAGAGCCACCAAGAGACUCGCGUAUAACGACGUUCAGAACGUCACCGAGAGACUCACGUAUAACUUUGCUAAACGAGUCAGGCCAAAAUUCAGCUUUAACAGUUAUAGACGAGUCAGCUAUAGAUCACCGUAUAACAGUGCUGAGAGUGUCAAGCAGAGCUUCCUGUUCCUCUGCUGUUCUCUGCUCUGCUACUUCCUGUGGCUCUGAAUCUAGCAGCUCCUCAGAUUCUACAAUGAGACGUGCUGUGGAGAAUAUACAGCUCAUGUUUCCGCUGUGCUAACUUUGUUCUGUAUUUAUACGAUCAUUUUAUGAAAUAAAAUUGAUCCCCUCAUUCCUGGAGUCAAAUGUAAUAAGGUUUGGCAUGGUGGAAAGAUGUUCAAAACACACACUGAAGCAAUAAAGAUUGUUUCUUACAAAAAUCAUAAAAUCAUGUUUAUGUUCAGAAGAGACAUGACAAUCAUCUGAUUAUUCAAAGCUGUCAAAAGUUCAUAUUUAAUAUUUGCAUUUCCACCAUGAGUUACAGAUGACAAUGACAAAAAGAGAAAUAAUCCGAUAUAAUCAGCAUAUUUCACAAAUGCUUUUGUCGAUUGUUUUAUCCAACGAGUAUAAGAGGUACAGUCUAACUAAUCAAUCUGAUUCAAUUCAAUAUCCAUUGAUCAUAAAGCAUUAAACACCAAUUUUUCUUAGGGUUAAAACUCUCAGCUAAUACUGAAAUCUAUAACACUCAAGUUGGUAUAUUAGAAUAAUGUUAAAAGUUCAAAUUAACAGAGCUCUAACUAUCAAAUUCCAUUCCUAUUCGUUUUCAGAUUAUUUGACUGAGGUGUUUGGUAGUUACACAAGGGAUUUAUUGUGUUUUGUAUCUUUCCACAGACCUUUUGAAGU